CCCAUAAAGCCAUAGAGGGGAGAGAGAGAGAGAAAAAAGAGUAGCAUAUAUAGAUGAGUGUUCCAUGAUAACUUUUAACAAUUAAGGUUUUGCUUGAGAAAUUUGAUGAUGGCUUUCAGGGUGGAGAGGUGUGGGAGUGAGGAGGUGAUGUUCUGUGUCCAGGAGGCGGCCGUGGCAGCCCAGAAGGCAGAGGUUCCGGCGCCAUUCCUGACGAAAACGUACGAGCUGGUGGACGAUCCAAGGACAGAUCACAUUGUGUCGUGGGGGGAGGAUGAGACCACCUUUGUCGUGUGGAGACCGCCCGAGUUCGCCCGAGACCUCCUCCCUAACUACUUCAAGCACAACAACUUCUCCAGCUUUGUCAGGCAGCUCAACACCUAUGGUUUCAAGAAGAUCGUAGCCAAUAGAUGGGAGUUCGCGAAUGACUACUUCCGGAAAGGGGCAAAGCACUUACUCUCCGAAAUCCACCGGCGAAAAUCUCAUCAGCAGCACCAACAGCACCAUCACAACCUGCACCAAAUCUACCCCGACCACCACAACCUGCAGCCACCGCCACUAAUCGGCCCCCACUUCCAUCUCCGACCAUCCGAUCAUCACGUCCUCCCCUGGAACAACCCUGAGCCUCCGAUGAGCAUGCCUGUCCAGCCCCCGCCACCCAAAGUCGUGACCAACGGUGGUGAUCACGGCAACAACGUCCUGAGCGUGCUCACGGAGGAUAACCACCGGCUUAGGAGGAGGAACUUCAUGCUCUUGUCCGAGCUCAGCCACAUGAAGGGCCUCUACAACGACAUCAUAUACUUCAUCCAGAACCACGUCAGCCCCGUCCCAUGCACAGCCGCCUCCAGGUUCUCUGUUCCGCCAUCCGGCAACAACGGAGAUGCUAGUCCAGGGGCUACCGCUGCUGCUCCUAAGCUUAUCGAGCUCGACUCGUCCUCGUCAUCGCCUGACGAGCGCAACAGUGAUCAACGUGAUGAUAAGGUCAGCAUCGGGUGCUUCAAGACCGGUAAGAGGGCAUGCUCAGCCUGGGAGGAACAGCCGAAGGGCGGCAGCGGUGGGUUCAAGCUCUUUGGGGUCCCGCUCAGCGGGAAGAAGAGGUUGCACCCUGAGAAGGUUGUCGUCGACCACAGAGAGGUGGACCAACCUUAGUCAGAGAUCAGCAGAUAUUAACAAAAUUUGCCAUGAUAUUUUGUUAAUGAAAUUUUAUCUUUUUGGGUGAGAUCACCAGAUGCGUGCGGCGAUUUUUCUUCUUUCCAUGAAUAUGUAGCAGAAAGCUAAGAUAAGCUAAAUCAUGCAGGAUCUCGGUUAAAUUAACCGACUGCUCGAAGUUUUGAGUGCCAGCACCUAUGCAUAUAUAUCUCGAUCCUACAUCGUCCU
Messenger RNA from Punica granatum (pomegranate), 1374 nucleotides. NCBI's taxonomy places the organism in Eukaryota, Viridiplantae, Streptophyta, Magnoliopsida, Myrtales, Lythraceae. The record is from RefSeq and is a predicted model, not a curated record.